UCUUCUAUUGAUGUGGCCACAGAUAAACAAAAAAAGGACAGUCUGUGUCAGUGUGAGCUUCUCCUACUUCAGCUAACACACACACACACACAUAUUUACAUUUUUCAUCAGAAAUACAUGCAGAAAACUUCCUGUACAACCAGAGCAAACCUCUCUCCUCAGGACUCAGGAAACACAGGCAGGCUGACACAGCCAUGUCAUUCGCAAGAAGCCCUGCAAUUCUCACUGCAGUCCUGUGCAUUCUAUUAGGUAUCCAUGGUCAGGGCGACUGGGGUGUGACGUAUUCCUCUACCAGCAUCUGUGGUUUAAAGGGGUCAUUUGUGGACAUUCUCUGCACUUACUCAUAUCCAAGUGGUCAUCAAAUCAUAGACACAUUCUGGCACAUCAAAUGGGAGACUGGUACAAAAGAUAAAGAUGACUUCAGUCUGGAUCCCAGAUAUCAGGGGCGUGUGAAAUAUCUUGGUGAUGAAGUUAACAACUGCACCCUACAAAUCAAGGAUCUGAGAGACAGUGACACUGUGGAAAAAUACAGAUUCAGGUUUAUAACUGAUGACUCAAAAGGGAAAUGGAGUGGACAUGAGGUCUCUCUGACACUUACAGGCCUAGAGCUGCUGAUAGAUCCUGCAACCGUGACGGAGGGAGGCAAAGUGACACUGACUUGCAGCACCACCUGCAGUCUGAGUAACAACCCCACCUACAUCUGGUACAGGAACUUACAGCUUCUGGGUAACUCCCACACGACUAACAACAGGCUGGUUAUAGACUCUGCCAGACCUGAAGAUACAGGCAGAUACUCAUGUGCUGUUCAGGGACAUGAGAUUCUCAACUCAUCUGAUAGGACCCUCGAAGUCAGAUACUCUCCCAGGAUGACCUCAGCAUCACUCAACCUCUCUGGUGACAUUCAGGAGGGCGACUCAGUGACUCUAACCUGCAGCAGCGAUGCCAACCCACCAGUGCACAACUACACCUGGUACAGAAGGAAGCAUGGAUCUGAACCUGCAUGGAUUGGACAAGGACAAACGUACAGCAUCACUAACAUCAGUGCUGAACACAGUGGGCUUUACUACUGUAGGGCAGAGAACAAACAUGGAGCCAACACUUCCAAUGCCACAUGUUUGGAUGUGCACUAUUCAGACUUUCACAGUGGAAUACAGUUUAUUGCUUUGGGGGCCAGUUCAGCUGUGGUUCUGCUGUUGGUCGUGGUUGCUUCAUUCUGGAGACAGAAAACAAACUCUACCAAAACCCCAAAGAGCAACACAUCUAAGGAAGUCUCUAAUCCUGUCUACUAUAACACCUCUAUGGGCUGUGGCUCUGGCCAGAUAGCUGGGGCAGAUUGUGAUGAUGAAGAUGGUGAUGUCAAGUAUGCCAGUGUCCAGUUUACGCCCAACAAACAGCAGGAUGUGCUCAGCCAGGAAGAGGACAUCCAGUACGCCAGUGUCCAGUUUAAGUCCAACAAACAGCAGGAUGUGCUCAGCCAGGAAGAGGACAUCCAGUACGCCAGUGUCCAGUUUACGCCCAACAAACAGCAGGAAGUGCUCAGCCAGGACGAGGACGUCCAGUAUGCCAACGUCCCAUUCAGGAAGUCCAAACCAGAGCCCAACGUCCCUGAGCCGCCUCUGUCUGGCACAUCACAGGAGGAGACCCAGUACACCUCAGUGAAUCUGCAGGGACUCAGUGCUGCCCCCCAAACAGGGGUUGAAUCUGUGAUCUACAGUGCCAUCAAUACACAUUCCAAACCAUAACAGCAAGACAGCACGGUUUGAAGAAGAAGCCCAAACUAGAACGACAAGAGACUACGGUCUGAUAUUACAGUUUUUCACAAUAGCUAAAACACUAAACUCCAUCCUCUCAACCAAAUUCUCAGUUACCUGAACACAUUUCUUGAAUCGAUCACUCUUUUGGCAAAACCUUAAACAGUUUUCACAAAUAAAACACAAUUUGCAUGGUGAUGUUCUUGUGAUGCAUAAUGGUAACCACAACUGGCACAAGU
Alosa sapidissima (American shad) is the source of this 1990-nucleotide messenger RNA. RefSeq names its product B-cell receptor CD22-like. The transcript is spliced from 9 exons. The record is from RefSeq and is a predicted model, not a curated record. NCBI's taxonomy places the organism in Eukaryota, Metazoa, Chordata, Actinopteri, Clupeiformes, Clupeidae. The coding region runs from base 195 to 1742 and encodes 515 amino acids.